UGGAGGGAAUCGAACCAUCAAGACAAGACCGGGCAAAAGCUGUCUCCGAAACCCUGCCAGCAUAAACUACGGACGUGAGAAACGAAAGUGAAGCAAACAAACCCUAGAAAUGGCAGAGAAAUUAGCACCGGAUAAACGACACAGUUUCACCCACAACGGUGAGAAGGUAUUUGAAUGGGAUCAAACCCUAGACGAGGUGAAUAUUUACAUAAAUUUACCGCCAAAUGUUCAGCCCAAGCAAUUUUAUUGCAAGAUUCAGUCGAAGCACGUUGAAGUGGGCAUCAAAGGAAACCCUCCUUAUCUCAAUCAUGAGCUUUCUUGCCCUGUGAAGACUGAUUGCUCUUUCUGGACUUUAGAGGAUGGUGUUAUGCACAUAACACUGCAGAAGAGGGAUAAGGGAAAUACAUGGUCUUCGCCUAUUCUGGGUCAGGGUCAGCUGGAUCCUUACUCCACUGAUCUUGAGCAGAAGCGUCUCAUGCUUCAAAGAUUUCAAGAAGAGAAUCCUGGUUUUGACUUCUCGCAAGCUCAGUUUACUGGGAACUGUCCUGAUCCAAGGACCUUUAUGGGUGGCAUCCGAACUGAUUGAUGAUCUUUGUAUGUUGAUUAGACAUCCUGGUAAACUACUCCGACCAAUGUUAGUAAAUAAAACACUCCAGUGUGACAUUGCCAUUCAGAAGAACGAAAAGAAUCUCUGGACUUUGACUAGUUUUCCCUCUUUAUGCUAUGUUAAUAUGUAUGGUCUGUUUCAACUUGUCUAUCCAGCCAUGGUUAAAAGCUCUUAAUGUAGACAACGAGUUCCUGCUUUUGGUAUCUAUUCUAACAGCCUAGCAAUUCUUACACAAGCCCAAAGUCCACGAGUGUCGAUCAUUGUUUCCUAGGUUUAAUGUAUGGGACCUAGACUAGCCUGUCUGUUAGAAAUGAUUAACUCUCUGUUGAUCAAGAUUCAAGAAGAAGUGGAAGAACCAGUUGAAAGGGUAUAUUGCUCGCGCAUUUAUCCAUCUCGGUCAACUUUAUAUUGUAUUUUUUUGAUGUCUAUCUGCUUUGAAAGAACAUUCUGGCUUAAAGGCGUCAAUAUUGUUAUGCUGGUAACUAUUCAUUUAAAAUAUCUAGAAUGUCAGUGGUGUCUUGUCAAAUAUUUAUUUUGCUGUGUUGAAUGGAGCUACAUGAAAAAAA
This is a messenger RNA of Carica papaya (papaya), 1173 nucleotides long. RefSeq names its product HSP20-like chaperones superfamily protein. NCBI's taxonomy places the organism in Eukaryota, Viridiplantae, Streptophyta, Magnoliopsida, Brassicales, Caricaceae. Gene Ontology annotation, biological process: protein folding. The record is from RefSeq and is a predicted model, not a curated record. Gene Ontology annotation, cellular component: cytoplasm.